Molecule: messenger RNA, 231 nt
Organism: Penicillium samsonianum
Lineage: Eukaryota; Fungi; Ascomycota; Eurotiomycetes; Eurotiales; Aspergillaceae
Exons: 3
Coding region: 1-231 (76 amino acids)
Source: RefSeq, a predicted model, not a curated record
AUGUCAGAGACAAAAGAAACUCCUUGGGAAAGCGUGAGCGCCCACGCGGGGGAAAAGGAUGAGAAUUAUUCCAACGUUGCAAGCCUUCUGCCGACUCACACGCCUAGACGCCGCAACCAGCCACCCAACGCUGAUGGCCGCAGCAAACCGUCUGGGGUCACUCGCUGCGGCCUGCAAAUCUUAACGCCAGAGCUACGGCCUUCCUGCGACAAGUCGGCGAACAUGGUAUGA